This is a messenger RNA of Leptonychotes weddellii (Weddell seal), 3090 nucleotides long. The record is from RefSeq and is a predicted model, not a curated record. NCBI's taxonomy places the organism in Eukaryota, Metazoa, Chordata, Mammalia, Carnivora, Phocidae.
CGACGCUGGAGGCUUCGCGGAGGAUCCCCGCCUGCAGCACCUCGGUUGUCCCGCCGCAGCCUUGCGCCCCCGGCCUGGUUCAGCGGCGCUCCUCCGGGAACCGCGUGGCUGCGGCGGCCCGUGAGCCCGAUGAGGCUCGGCGGGCGCUGGGCCUCAGUAGCAGCGGCGACCACAACCCCUUCAAGAGCGGGAGGCUUCGCGGCGGCGCCUGGGGCCGCGCCGGUGCCCUCCGGAGGAGACUGUCGACUCAGGGACGACCCCCUCGGCCAUGCUGUGGCGGCGGCGGCCGCUGUUCGAGGAUCAAACAGAGCAUACUGAAUCAGCAGGACUGGCUGGUGGUGCGGCAAGCAUCAUGAGUAAGCACAGGGAGGUCUGUUCCUUAUCACGUGUGUAAAGGGAAAAAGGUUUAAACAAGUCUCUUGAGUGGUGUUUCCUCACCGAUGGAGAAUUACUUCCAAGCAGAAGCUUACAACCUGGACAAGGUAUUGGAUGAAUUUGAACAAAACGAAGAUGAAACAGUUUCUCCUAUUUUGUUGGAUACCAAGUGGAAUAAGAUUCUAGAUCCCCCGUCUCACCGACUGUCAUUUAACCCUGCAUUGGCCAGUGUGAAUGAACCUGCAGUUUCUAAUGAGUCACAGCCACAACUAAAAGUUUUCUCUCUGGCUCAUUCAGCUUCUCUGACCACAGAGGGAGAGGACCAUUGUGCUAAUGGACAGGACUAUAGUCUGAAUCCAGAGAUCAACACAAUGUGGAUUGAUGAAAAUGCUGUUGCAGAAGAUCAGUUAAUUAAGAGGAACUGUAAUCGAGAUGAUCAAUGUAGUACUGUCGAAGUGGGAGAGAAGAAAUGUGGAAAUCUAGCUUGUCUGCCAGAUGAGAAGAAUGUUCUUGUUGUAGCUGUUAUGCAUAAUUGUGAUAAAAGGACAUUACAAAGCGAUUUGCAGGAUUGUAAUAAUUAUAAUAGUCAGUCCCUCAUGGAUGCUUUUAGUUGUUCACUGGAUAACGAAAACAGACAAACUGAUCAAUUUAGUUUUAGUAUAAAUGGGUCCACUGAAAAAGAUAUGAACUCAGAGAAACAAAUGGAUCUGUUGAAUAGACCAAGUGCAGUGGGGGAUUCUGUUAAACAUACGUGUUCUACUUCAUCUGAUAAUCUAGCCAGUGUCUGUUCCACUUCACAAUUAAAGGAUGAUGAAAAUACAGGUAGAGACCCAUCCAUGUCUGUGAUUACAGGUUUAACAAUUGAUUCAAUAAUCUCAUCCCAGGGAACAGAUGAAGGUCCUGCUGCUAAAAAGCAAGAGAACUAUAUACCAGAUGAGGUUCUCACUGGCAAAACCAGCUCUGCUAGGACAGAUCUAGGGAGUCCAAACUCCUUUUCCCACUUGAGUGAAGGGAUUUUGGUGAAAAAAGAGCCGGCAGAGGAGAGAACAACUAAAGAAUCUGUCCAGUCUGGUUUACCUUUGCUUCUCAAAACAGACAUGCCUAAUGGUUCUGGAAGGGAGGAUAACUGUGAACAGUUUUCAGAUUGUCUUGUGUCCAGUGACAUUAGAGCUGAUGAAAAGGAAGGUUGUGAACAUGAAGAAAUUCUUGGCACUACAGAACUUCUUAAUAUGACAGAGCAUUUCUCUGACUCUCGGGAGAUGACGAAUUGGAAAUUGACUAAACUAAAUGAUAUGAAUGAUAGCCAAAUAAAUAAAGAAAAUGAGAAGUUUCUGCCAAUGAAUCAGCCUGAGGACAUUUACAAUGAUAGUGGAGGAGAGUGUGAUAGAAUGGCAGAAGCAGGUCUAGAUUUAAAAGGAACUUGCAUGAAUGAAAGUGAAGGAUGUGAUUUCUCCACUAUGGAUACACCAGCAGCAAAUUCUCUAUCUAAUUGUGAUUCCUAUGGAAUGCAGAGCCCAGUUGUUUGUUUUGUUCCAAAGACUUUACCCUCCAAAGAAGAUUCAGUAACAGAAGAAAAAGAAAUAGAAGAGAGCAAGUCAGAAUGCUACUCAAAUAUUUAUGAACAGAGAGGAAAUGAAGCCACAGAAGGGAGUGGACUACUUUUAAACAGCACUGGUGACCUAAUGAAGAAAAAUUAUUUACACAGUUUCUGUAGCCAAGUUCCAUCAGUGCUCGGGCAGUCUUCACCCAAGAUAGUAGCAAACUUGCAAUCUAUCAGUGUUCCUUUUGGUGGUGCGAGACCCAAGCAACCUUCUAAUCUUAAACUUCAAAUUCCAAAGCCAUUGACUGAUCAUUUACAAAAUGACCUUCCUACAAAUAGUGGAAAUAAUGUUAAAAACAAAAAUGAUGUUCUUGGGAAAGCAAAAUUAGGGGAGAACUCAGCAACCAAUGUAUGCAAUGCCUCUUUGGGAAACAUCUCUAUUGCUGAUACAAAUGGGGAACAUUUAGAAAGCUACGAGUCGGGGAUAUCCAGUAGACCAUGCCUUGCAUUAGCUCCAGAAAGCCCAGAUAAUGAUCUCAGAGCUGGUCAGUUUGGAAUUUCUGCCAGAAAGCCAUUUACUACUCUGGGUGAGGUGGCUCCUGUAUGGGUACCAGAUUCUCAGGCUCCAAAUUGCAUGAAAUGUGAAGCCAGGUUCACAUUCACCAAAAGGAGGCAUCAUUGCAGAGCAUGUGGGAAGGUAAGCUGUGUAAGUGUAUCAAGUCAGAAAUACAGCAUGCCCACUUUAUUAAGCUCAAUUAGAGAUUAAUAAAGGCAAUAUAAGGUGAACAUACUUCUGGUUGAGAUGACAUUAUAAAUAGCUUGGAACACCCAGUUUUAGUAAAUUUCUAAAUAAAAAAUGACCUUGCUGAAUCUUAGUGUUUAUAUAAGUUUUUUUGUUGCCAAGAUUUAAGCUGAAUCACUUUCCAUGAACAGAUGAAAAUUGAGGAAGUAUUAACUUUGUGGUUUCUGUAUUGACAGAUACUUGGUUAAUGGAAUAGUUUAAAAUAAGGAAGUUAUUUUUUUGAUUUAAGAAAUACUUGCGAUUGACUUCAUAUUUUUUUAAUUCUUCAGAAAUUGAAUAUUACACUUGAAAUCCAUCCUAGUUUUUGCUGUAGGAAUUUGGUCAUUCUACUAGACAUUCUGGAACUUUCCAAACACAUAUACACAUAUUUUUG